AAGUCUGACUUUCGUUUCCUUCGUGAAAGCGCUUUGUAUUUGUAGCUGCUGUGAAAGAGGAACCAGGAGGCACCCGGGGACAGAUCUGCCGUGUCCUGUCCCUCAGGUGGACACGCUGUUCACUGGUGCUCGUGAGGACACACACACACACACACACGAUGGAGGCAAUAGAUGGAGAAGAGCACGCCGGAGAUGCUGAUUUGUUAGCACCUCCAGGUGGCGGCUUGAAUGAACUACAGCAGGUGGGGCAAGAGGACAACAUGCAGGGACAGAUGGAGGAGUUUUUGGGUCCGCACUCAGAGUACAAUGAGGAGGAGGAGGAGAGGAAAUACUACAGGAGGAAGAGGCUGGGGGUUAUCAAGAAUGUUGUCGCAGCCAGUGUUGGAGCCAUGAUUGUGUACAGUGUAUAUAUGGGCCUUCUGCAAAUGCAACUGAUCCUUCAUUAUGAUAUGACGUACCGUGAAGUGAAGUAUAGCAACCUUGGACUAGAGGACAUCGACAGCAAGAUGUUGAUGGGUAUUAAUGUCACACCCAUUAUCGGCCUGCUGUAUACCCCUGUUCUCAUCAGGUUUCUAGGUACCAAGUGGAUGAUGUUCCUGGCUUCAGGAAUCUACGCCCUCUUUGUCUCAACCAAUUACUGGGAGCGUUACUACACCUUGGUUCCAUCAGCCGUGGCAAUUGGCGUGGCCAUAGUGCCACUCUGGGCCUCCUUGGGAAAUUACAUCACCAGGAUGGCGCAGCAGUACUACGAGUACGUCAACUACAAGGAAGAGCAUGUGCAGGAGCAGAAGAAACUUCCUAAAGGAGUGUGCCAUCGCUACAUCAUUAUCUUCCAGACAAUCUUCCACAUCAUCUUCCACUUGAGUUUUGUCUUUGCGGAGUUCCCCAUGCGUCUGGUCCUCCACGACUACUUGCAAGAUAACAAGCAUAUUCUCUGGAAUGUCAAAUACUGUGGUGCAGUUGUCAGUGGACUGGUCCCUGGCUUCAACACCACCGUGCUGAGAACACUGCCUCGCUCCAUGCUGCUCAUUGAGGUGGAGAGUGUCCUCAUGGGCUUCGCCUUCGUAGCCAUGAUCAUUUUCCUUGUCCUGUGUGGCGCCGCCUACAGGCCGACAGAAGAGAUUGACCUGCGGAGCAUCGGCUGGGGAAACAUCUUCCAGCUGCCAUUCAAACACAUGAGGGACUACCGCCUGCGACUGCUCUGCCCCUUCUUUGUCUAUAGUGGCUUUGAAGUGCUGUUUGCCAUCAGCGGAAUCUCUCUGACCUAUGGUGUCUGUAUUUUGGGCCUGAAAAAGCUGUGGCUCUUGAUUGUCGUCUACGGCUUCUCCUGCUCCAUCUUCUCCUCCCUCUCCCUCUGCACCCUACGCCUCCCGCGCUGGGUGUGUUUGAUGAGUGGCGCCUUUGUGCACUUUGUAUUGCUGGUGGCUCUCAUGGUGUUCUCCCUACAGCGCAAGCAGGGCGAGUCAUACGAACAGUAUCUGGGCCCUCUGCUAGUGAUCAUUGUGCUGUGGGGUCUCGGCACCGCACUGAACAAGACGGGCCUCAGCACUCUGCUCAGUAUGCUGUAUGCUGAGGAAAAAGAACGUCUGGACUUUGUUUACACCAUCUAUCACUGGUGCCAGGCCAUCGCCAUCUUCAUAGUCUACCUCUGGUCCCACCUGCCUAUGAGGGCCAAACUCUCCAUCCUUUUGGUCACUCUACUGUUGGCCUGUUACUGUUACUGGGUGAUGGAGCGUCGGCUGGCCAAGGAUAUGCGCCCCAGACUGCCUCGUAUCCCUCGGCCACGGCACAAGGUCAAAGGCUACCGCUACCUGGAAGAGGACAACUCGGAUGAGUCAGACUCGGAGAGAAGUGAGGAGGAUAAUGAGGAGAACAGGGACGAAGAGCAUGUUUUGGAAGAGAUGGGAGCAGAGGACAGGGAGGUAAGGGGCCAGGAUGGAGGGGCCCACGGAGCUGACUCACCCGUAGCCAGGAGGAGAGGAGCGGCGGGUCACCAACGGGAGGACGCCAAUGUCAAGGGGGGAGAGAGGGAAGAGCGUGAGGGAGGUUGAGAGAAAGGAAAAAGGAGGUGAGAUGGUGGACAGAUGGUUGAGGUACAGAAGAGGAGGAGAGAUUCUGAUGCUCUGGAUCAUGUUGUGUCCAUGAUUCUAUUCAUAUUUUUACAGAUAUUUCCUCUUCAUCCUACAACAAACAGAAUUGUGUUUUCUAGCAGUUGUUUUAAUCAAAAUGCUCAAAUCAAGUGUCAUCCAGAUGAAAAGUAGAGAAAGUGGAAGGACCAUAAUGCUAUGUAACAGCAUUUUUUCAUAAAGGCAGUCGAAAGAAAUACUGAAUGGGAGGCUGUGUUCAGUUAUAGAAGUUUUGUAUCUUUCUGUUUAUCAUGUCAGGUUUGCAUUUUUAGCAUGCAAACAUUUUCCAAGUUAGUACUCAACAGAAAGUACAGCUAAGGCUCAUGGGAAUGACAUUUGUUUUUUAGGUAUUUCUUUUGGGAAAAAGUCAGUGUGGCUUAAAAACAUGAGGCACUUGGUACAACUCAACGCAGAUCAUGUGUUGAAACACAUCAGGAUAUCCACAUGUACUUACAAAUACAUGUACUUGCAUUGUAAAAUCUAUGUUAAAUUAAGGCUUAAAGGUACAGUUUGUAGAAUUUAGUCAUAUCUAGUGUUGAAAUUGCAUGUUGCAGCUGAACCCCCCUAACCUCACCCUCUCAUUCCAUAAAUGAAAAAAGAAACUGUAGCAGCCUUCAGUUGUCAAUCAGUUUUUUUGUUAUAUAAAGACAACUUUAUUUGUCCGGACUAUGACUAUUGGAUAACAUGGUGUCAUUGUUAUUGGUAACUCAGAUGCUUUACUACAAUGACAAAUCAAAAUGUCAGUAAGGGGUACCUACUAUUGACGGAUUUAGUGUUUGGGGGAAGGAGAAUUAAAAUGCCAUCACUGCACUGCCAGUAUAAUAAUGAAAUUUCUACUUUAUUGUAUAGUUGCUACUGUAUUUCCUGGCAUUUAAUUGUUAUACAUUUUCUUUUUUAAAAAUAUUUUCUGAAGUUACGCCAUGCUCAUGAAAAUAACUUACCUGGCUUUUUAUUUUCAGUACUGAAAGCUGUUGCGCAUUCACACUGAGGAUCUGUCAUUUCAUAUAUUUUUGUAGGUCCUAUAAUUAAAGUUGAACUAAGUUUACUUUUAGUUCAUUCUGAUCAAGGAAUGAAAGUACGAAUGUUUAAGGAGACCAGCUGUAGGAGGAAUAAAUAGAAUCCACAUUCUAUAGUGGAUCCUAAACAUUUCGUUUUGUAAUUUAAAUAAAAAGUGAUUUUCUAUGAACUGUAAAAGCCAAAGGUACGUGAUGUUGCAUUGGUUAUUCUUUUAUAUGUGAUGAUGUGUUACUGUGUCGCUGUGUUCACUUGAACCAACUAAACAUUGUGUUAAAACAAC
Molecule: messenger RNA, 3423 nt
Organism: Paralichthys olivaceus (Japanese flounder)
Lineage: Eukaryota; Metazoa; Chordata; Actinopteri; Pleuronectiformes; Paralichthyidae
Gene: unc93b1
Product: unc-93 homolog B1, TLR signaling regulator
Biological process (GO): toll-like receptor 9 signaling pathway; intracellular protein transport; toll-like receptor 3 signaling pathway
Cellular component (GO): lysosome; endosome
Molecular function (GO): Toll-like receptor binding
Source: RefSeq, a predicted model, not a curated record